Molecule: messenger RNA, 3247 nt
Organism: Ixodes scapularis (black-legged tick)
Lineage: Eukaryota; Metazoa; Arthropoda; Arachnida; Ixodida; Ixodidae
Product: next to BRCA1 gene 1 protein
Exons: 1
Coding region: 47-2500 (817 amino acids)
Biological process (GO): macroautophagy
Cellular component (GO): phagophore assembly site
Molecular function (GO): zinc ion binding; ubiquitin binding
Source: RefSeq, a predicted model, not a curated record
GUGAUCAUGACGUCACGGGGCAGAAGUCCAGCAAGAAGGCGAGAAAAUGCGCAUAUCAGCUGCCUGCGUUGAGGACGAAAAUUAUGUAAACAUGAGCCCUAUUCGCUUCGCCGUCGAAUUCGUGCCACGGCCCGUGCGGUUCCAGCUCGCGUUCAACCGAGACAGCAGCUGGAACGAGGUGCAGACCGUCUUAUUGGAUCGCGUCGGACUGUUGCCGUCGGACUCGACCGUCCGCAUCACGUAUGCCGACGAUGAGGACGAGAAGGUACAACUUUCCUCCGAGCCCGAAAUGCAGGAAGCCCUUCGGGUUGCCGAGAAGAAGGGAAAUGUUCUACAGAUUCAGAUGGUCGACGUUACAGAUGAAUCAGAGGCCAGCGCCCGCGACUCCGGACCGCUGCUUCGGGGAUCCUACCGCGAGAAGGAGUCUGGCGAGUUUGUUUUCGUCGACGACGACAACAAUGAUGGUGGUGAUUGUCCCACGUCCGGGUUGGAAGCCGCCGCCGCUGCGCCUGAGGUGGACGCUACGAGCGAUCCGCGGCGUCGAGACAACGCCACAACACCACCGCCGCCCUGGUUCGUCGACUUCGUGCGCACGCUAAGGAACGAGCUCAAGGAUGAGGUAACCGCCGAGGUUUUCAAGCGUCUAGACGAGCGCAAGGUCGACAAGUGGACGACGGCGGCGGUGGCCGACAGCUUUCAAGACGUCGCUACCUGCGGGAACUGCCUGUGUCAGAUCCAGGGAGCGCGCUACCGAUGCUGGGUCUGUCCGAAUUACGAGCUGUGCGAGGUAUGCGAAUCGCUGCCGAGCGUGCACGACAACUCGCACAUGAUGCUCAAGAUCCGUAGGUCGGCCGGGGCGGCGCAGCCGGGCAGUCGGCGCAAGCGCUGCAACGGGACCACAUUCCGCCCGAUGCGCUCGCCGAACCGGCUCUCCACCAUGCGCGACAUCAAGCAGGAGAUGAAGAUGCAAAAGCUGAUGAAGAAGCUCGAGAAGUACAACCUGCGCGACGCCAACCUCUACCGGCCGCCGACGGCGGGCGUCGAGAACUACUUGAACGCCGACCUGUAUGACUCGGAGUUCGUGUGUGACGACACCAUCCCUGACUGGACCCACGUGCAGCCGGGCACCCGCUUCACAAAGCGCUGGAAGGUCCGCAACUCUGGGACCCAAGCCUGGGACCGCAGCAUCCUCCUCAAGUACUGCUGGGGCACCCUGGGACUGAUGCCCAACGACACGGACAUCGAGGCGCCCCCGCUGCACCCCAACGCCGAGGGCACCCUCGAGGUGCAGUUCACGGCGCCCCACGAGCCGGGACACUACCAAACCCACUGGAGAAUGUACAGCCCGCAGGGCUACUUCGGGCACCGUCUUUGGUGCAACGUAGUCGUGGACCCGGCCCUGACCCUGGAACCCAGGCAAAAGCACAUGGCAAGCCUCAAGGUUGUCCCUGGUCCAGACGACGACUUCGUCCCAGAGCAGACAACCCUCAAGACAGAAGAUCUGGCAGCCGAGUUGAAGGCCAAGAUUGUGUCGCAAACGGCAACGCCCUUCAACACGCCGGUCGGCAUGACUCCCCGCAAGUCCCCGGAGUCAGAGGACGAAGGGAGCGAACCGGAAGAGAGUGGAUCCAAGAUGUCUAUUUUGGACAUGCCUAUCCACCACGACACUGAGGAAUCUGCCAGUGUACUCAGCCUUAGCAGUCUCGACACUGAGGGGGACUUUGAGGUGGUGCCACUGCCUUCCUGCUUCAACCUGAACAUACCAUUCAACCUGCCCGAGUCCACUGCGGACGCUGAAAGCGACUUGGUCCAUUCCUCUGUCGCAACGGCUCUCGGGAGUGCCUCGCCUUCCUGCGAAGUCCUCGACCAGGUGCCCAGAUGCGGCGACCGGUUGUGGAAAGAAAAGGCACUCGACUCGACUGCUGGACAUUCCGUGUGCCCCAGCAGGUUCCAGGAUCCAGUGGUCAUCGAUUCCGACUCGUCCAACUCUGAAGCAUCUGUCUCAACGAGACCAGACGACAGCACGCUUCAGGUCGCAACCGAGGAACACCAAAGAAAGCCCACAGCCUCUGGAGAAGAGUCUGAAGACAAAGCAACCAGAAAGCCUGCCUUCUCGUCGAGAAAAAUUUACAAGGUGGAGGGAGUCGGCGAUGCUCUUCCGGAAGCCUUGGUCAACGGGGCUCUUAGUGCUGCCGCAACCGUCUACAAUACUGCCAAGACUGUCUUCUCGGGAAUUCAGCCAAGACAGGGAGUACCGAUGGACCAGCGUCGGCUCAGUUCUUCAGAUUGGUCGCCGCCAGCAUCCCGCCUCUGUCCGCAAGAGAAACUGUUCGAGAUGGGCUUUAGGAACCACCAACUCAACUCUGUGCUCCUGAAGAAGCACUCGGGAGACAUCCAAAAGGUGAUCGAAGAGCUGAUCAGCGCCAACAUCGACAGCUGGUCCUCCUCAAGCAUGGAACGUCCACCCACUGCUCGGCCCUUUAUGUGCUCCUUUGACUAAAUUUCUUGCCCACUGUUUUAAUCUUUUCCCCUGCUUGCUUGAUAGUUUUACUUUCUUCUAGAAAAAUGUAUUUCUUUUAUUAUUUAGUAGCCUUUCUAUGGCAUGGAACAGUCCUCCAAUUAUAGAACUGUCAGUCAUUUACACUCUUCACUUUGUUAAAGCGCCAGUUUGCUUUGGUCUGAAACAUUGUGUGCCCUCUUUCUUUUCGUUGGAAACUAAGAGGCGAUUGGAAAAGAGGUUCAGCUUGGAGAAAGUUAUUAUUUGUCAUUGUUGAUUUUAUUGUAAGCUGUCCUCAAUAGGGCUUCCUCCAGUUAUCUAUGGGGUGAUGCUAUUAGCAUUUUAUUUACAUUCACUAAACAAUUUCAUUUUCGGAAAAAAUAUGUCACUGCUUUCCAGCUCCGUGUUAGCCCAGAGGUAGGUUAGACAAAUCCCUUACACAUAGUAUUAUAAAACAUGUCUAAAACCUUUGACAAACCUUUUUUUUUUAGUGUUGUUGCAAUGUAGAGUUUACAUGCACAUAAUUCAGCAUCUGUUGUACAAGGUGCUUUGGAUAUUUGCUGGAAGUUGUAUCUCGGCAUUUUAAUGGCACAUCACCUAGCACCCCUGCUUUUCACUGCUGCAAUCUGUACGUCUAGACGUGCAAUGCAGUUUGUUCCUAAUUUCAGGUUAAGGUUAUUUAACGUGCUAGAUUUAUUGCAGUGUUUAUUUUCUUGUAAUCUCUUCGGAAAUAAAACAUGAAAAACAUCA